CCGCUCUCCAGCAGACGAACCUGAACAAAGAAAAGCAGAACAAAAUAUGUCCUCACUGUCUUGCUCAGUGGAAGGAGGUGAUAAUGGGAGCACCUCAAUGAUUGUGCCAGUGUGGAUAUCAGCAACUAAUACUCCUAACAAUGAGACUUUGGUGUAUGCGCUAUUAGAUACGCAAAGCACCCACACGUUUGUUGAUCAGGAAGUGUGUGAAAAGCUGCGGGCAGUAACAGAGCCAGUAAAACUAAAGCUCGCAACCAUGGUCAAAAGAGACAGUAUUGUGAAGAGUCAGAGAGUACAAGGACUUAAAGUCAGAGGAUUCUUCUCCAAUACAUCCAUUGACCUACCUCCAGCUUACACAAGAGACUUUAUUCCACUUGAGCGCACACACAUUCCUACAUGCCAAACCGCCAGCAAAUGGAAACAUCUUGCAAACAUUGCUCAAGACCUUCCUCCUCUAAUGGAUUGUGCAGUUGGAUUGCUGAUAGGCUAUGACUGCUCCAGAGCCCUAGCUCCCAGAGAGGUCAUCACUGGUGGCAGCAACGAGCCUUAUGCUGUAAGAACAGACCUAGGCUGGAGCAUUGUAGGAGGGGCACCGCAGUUUGUCAAUGCAAGAGAUGUAACUGGUCUGUGUCAUCGUGUAUCUGUGAAAGAGGUACCUCCUGUAACUCCAUCAGCAAUUAUUAAGGCACUUGAGUUAGAUUUUGCAGAUACCAGGUCAAAUGACAAUGAUAUAUCACAAGAUGAUAUUCAGUUCCUCCAAAUCUUAAAAGAAGGAAUUAAUCAGAAUGAGUAUGGUCAUCUUGAAAUGCCUCUUCCCUUUAAAGCACGCCCACAGCUCCCAAACAACAAAGCUCUUGCUCUUGUUCGUUUAAAGCACCUCAAAGGGAAACUGGACAGAGAUCCCAAGUUUAAAGGUGAUUAUGUAAAGUUCAUGGAAGGAGUUCUCAGAGAUGGUGAUGCUGAAAAAGUGGACACACAGCCAACAACAGGAAAUGUCUGGUACAUACCACACCAAGGCGUUUAUCACUCACGAAAGCUGGACAAGAUCAGGGUGGUAUUUGACUGCUCUGCAAAGUUUAAAGGGACAGCUUUAAACGAUCAUCUGCUAACAGGGCCUGAUCUCACAAAUGGACUGACAGGAGUACUGUGCCGUUUUCGCAAGCACCCCAUUGCAAUCAUGUGUGAUGUGGAGAAGAUGUUUCAUAGGUUCCCCGUCAACUCAGAGGACAGAGACUAUUUGAGGUUUCUCUGGUGGGAAAAUGGGAACACAGACUCAGAGCCCUCAGAAUACCGAAUGAAAGUCCACCUCUUUGGGGCAUCCUCAUCCCCUGGCUGUGCUAAUUAUGGUAUGAAACAUCUGGCCAAUGAAAAUGAAAAAGAGUACCAGUUAGCAGCUAACUUUGUCCAAAAGCAUUUCUACGUGGAUGAUGGCCUUGUAAGUAUGGAAACUGUUGGAGAGGCAACUGAGCUUGUGAAAGAGGCUCAGGCUUUGUGUGCCAAAGGAAAGCUGCACCUUCACAAGUUUCUCUCCAACAACAGAGAUGUUCUAGACUCAGUCGAUGUGGCAGAACGUGCAGCUGAGAUAAAAGAUGUUGACCUCAACUACAGUGACCUUCCAGUGCAACGAGUACUAGGUGUAAGGUGGAACGUAGAAAGUGACAACUUCUUCUUCCAAGUAACACUUGAGGAGAAACCACUGACACGGCGUGGUAUUCUCUCAGUUGUAGCAUCCCUCUACGACCCCUUAGGGUUCUUAUCCCCUUUCAUCUUGGAAGGGAAAAGAAUGUUGCAAGAAAUGUGUCAUAAGGGCAUUGGGUGGGAUGAUCCACUACCUACUGAACUGAAGCUAAGGUGGGAGAGUUGGAUAAAAGAUUUAGAAAAUCUCAGAAUGAUUCAGAUCCCCAGGUGCUUCAAGCCCACGAACUUCGGUGAAGUCCUGAGAGUUGAACUUCACCACUUCUCUGACGCAAGCAGUCAAGGAUAUGGACAGUGUUCCUACAUCAGAUUAGUGAGUGAACAUCAAGUACACUGCACUUUAGUCAUGGGCACUUGGCAGAGUUGUACGUGUACAUGAAGAUGAUGAUGGACUGGUUAGGAAAGUGACACUACAAGUUGGAGACAGAAAACUGGGGAAGAAGGGUGAACGCUUACAUAAGCCAUCUAUUAUUGAAAGACCCAUUCAAAAGUUGGUUGUUCUUGUAGAAAGUAGUUAAAGGGUAUAUCCCACUGUUAUUGUAUUUCUAAAUGUGUAAAGUUUGAGGAAAGUGUAUAUUUGGAAAUUACCAUUGAUUUAUUUGUAAGAAUAUUGUAAAAUGUAACAUUUACAUUGUAUAUCAAAGGUAAUUUGGUGGGAGUGUAGCUGACGCUAUGGUGGUCUGUGUGGGUUGCCGUAGUGACAGGAAGUAGGAAUAUGCUACGAGAUUUUAUUUGCUAAUUUUGGUUUAAUAAUGGCACAAUUAUUUUAUAACAAUAAGUUACAUGGCAUUUCAGUUAAUGUUUGUUUGUAAAAUUACCGGUGCUUAAAAGAAAACUAUAUUUGUAUUAAGUCAUGGAAAUGCAUGACCCGGAAGUGUGUGUUGUCAGUAGCGGGAGAGAACGGACACAAGAGAAGGCAGAGAGAAACGAAAUCGUCGAUAAAAGACUCAAAUCUACUAACGAUAUUCUACUACUGGUCAACAGGCGCACACGUUUUCACGGUGUUCCAGGUGUUCCAUUGAUGAUCCGUGCAUCGUUUAUGAUCUGUAAAAGAAAUAAAUGUCUGUGGACAUCAGUACGAAGCGUGAAGUCCUUUUGAGCAGACCAGAG
This is a messenger RNA of Archocentrus centrarchus (flier cichlid), 2805 nucleotides long. RefSeq lists its product as uncharacterized. The transcript has 2 exons. NCBI's taxonomy places the organism in Eukaryota, Metazoa, Chordata, Actinopteri, Cichliformes, Cichlidae. The coding region runs from base 47 to 2074 and encodes 675 amino acids. The record is from RefSeq and is a predicted model, not a curated record.